This is a messenger RNA of Cyanistes caeruleus (blue tit), 958 nucleotides long. NCBI's taxonomy places the organism in Eukaryota, Metazoa, Chordata, Aves, Passeriformes, Paridae. The record is from RefSeq and is a predicted model, not a curated record.
CCCCCAAAUUCACCCCAAAUCCCCCCGGGACCCCCAAAAUCCCCCCUAAAUUUUGGCUCCCCUCUCUCACCCGUGUCCCCCCACCCCAAAUUGGGGGUUCCUGACGGGGGUCCCCCCACAUUUGGGGGCUCAGCGGGGGGACUCGGUGGUGCUGGAGAACGUCAGCCCCGAGGGGGAGCAGCUGCCGGGGAGCCUCGGGCGCCUCAUGAACCCCGGACACGCCCUGGAGGCCGCCUGGCUGCUGCUGGAGUUCGCGGGGCGCAGGGGGGACGCGGAUUUGGGGGCUCGGGCCGUGGCUGCGCUGGUGGAGGGACCCCUGAAAUGGGGCUGGGACCCCCAGCACGGGGGGCUCUUCUACUUCCUCGACGCUGAUGGGCACUGCCCCACGCAGCUGGAGUGGUCCAUGAAGCUCUGGUGGCCCCACGCCGAGGCCAUGGUUGCCCUCCUGGCCGCCCACCGCUUCCAGCCCCGGCCCAGUUUGGUCUCCCAGUUCCUCCAGCUGGCCCAGUUCACCUUCGACAAGUUCCGCGACCCCGAGCACGGCGAGUGGUUCGGGUACCUGAACCGCGACGGCUCCGUGGCGCUUUCCAUCAAGGGUGGACCCUACAAAGGCUGUUUCCAUGUGGCGCGGGCGCUGCUGAUGUGUGAGGAGAUGCUGGACGCCAUCUUGGAAGAGGAGGAGGGAGCGGCCGGGGACCCCCCAAAAAAAUAAAUUUAGGGAGCCCCCCUCCCCAAAAAAAAUCGGGAUUUCAACCUGAAUCGAGCUGAGGGACCCCUCCUCAAUAAUCCAAAUAAAAGCGGGGCCCCUCGGAGUGAAAUAAAGGGAAAAAAAUUGUAAUAAAGUUAUGGGACGGGCCCGUCCCGCCCUCAGAAAAAAUCCGUGUGGGGCCUCAACAAAAUCCUCCUCGAAACCCCCCAAAAGUCUCCUCAAAAUUCUCUGGAAUUCCAAAAAAAAAAA